AUGGCCGGAAACUAUCUAGUCACUCCACACUCUAAGGAUCCAAUUCAUCAAAUGGAAGCCCAAGAGGAAGUCAGAAUUGAAAUCUAUCCAUCGAUUGGAACCGUCGAGCACGUUAGCUUUUACACUCGCUUCAAGAAAUUCAUCGUCAACACCGUGGCCAACAUGAUUUGUGGAGUCGCCAACCACCCAUACAACUUCUUCGUGAAAAACGCUGCACCAGAGAACAUGCAGACUGUCCAGAUCACCCUCGACUUCCCACCAGUUUAA
Caenorhabditis remanei is the source of this 267-nucleotide messenger RNA. RefSeq lists its product as uncharacterized. Lineage: Eukaryota; Metazoa; Nematoda; Chromadorea; Rhabditida; Rhabditidae. Bases 1 to 267 code for a protein of 88 amino acids. The transcript is spliced from 2 exons. The record is from RefSeq and is a predicted model, not a curated record.